GGCCUGGGAGGAGGCAUAAGGGACCAUAUGUAAAAGCUCAUAUAUACAUCUUGUGCACUUUCUACGGCCUGUUCUAGCUCAAUUUUUAAUUUUACUGUUUUUUGAACAUGGGGAUAGUGCGGGCAGGACCCUCCGCGGAGGCUUGGAGAAGCCGGACAGGGAGUACCGGCACACGCGGCCCGCCCGGCCUCUCCUCUGGGCGGAACCAAUUGUGACGGCAGCGAGGUUUCCCACCGGCACUACAAAGCUGCAACACGGGAGGGGCGGUGUGCGCCUGCGUGACGCGGCUGCGCGCGAUGUGCGGGGCCGAGGCCGUGGCGGCGGCGAGAGGCGGCGGCGGCGACGGCGACGGCCCUCCAGCGCCACCACCAUGAGCACCAAACAGGUCACCUGCAGGUAUUUCAUGCAUGGUGUGUGUCGGGAAGGAAACCAAUGCCUGUUCUCACAUGACCUGGCAAACAGCAAGCCUUCCACCAUCUGCAAAUACUAUCAGAAGGGCUAUUGCGCCUAUGGAACUCGUUGCAGGUACGAUCACACGAGGCCGUCUGCUGCGGCGGGCAGUGCUGUGGGCACGGUGCCCCACGCUGUGCCCUCCCCUGGCUUCCACAGUCCUCACCCUCCUUCUGACCUCACUGCAACUAUUGUGAAAACAAAUUUACACGAGCCUGGGAAACGCGAAAAGAGAACCCUGGUGCUUAGAGAUCGAAAUCUCUCUGGCCUGGCUGAGGAGAAGACAUGUCCGAGCGCAGUGAGCAACCCUGGAGGCUGCAGCAACCCCCAGAGCAGCCCAGAGGGGAGGCCGCACUCCUACCUGGACGCCAUCAGGAGCGGCCUGGACGACGUGGAAGCCGGCAGCUCGUGCGGCGGCCAGCAGCAGCUGUGCCCCUACGCGGCGGCUGGGGAGUGCCGGUUCGGGGAGGCCUGCGUCUACCUGCACGGCGACGUGUGUGAGAUCUGUAGGCUACAGGUCCUGCACCCCUUCGACCCCGAGCAAAGGAAGGCACAUGAGAAGAUGUGCAUGUCAACAUUUGAACACGAGAUGGAAAAGGCCUUCGCCUUCCAGGCCAGUCAGGACAAAGUGUGCAGCAUCUGCAUGGAAGUGAUCCUUGAGAAGGCGUCUGCUUCCGAGCGGAGAUUCGGGAUUCUCUCCAACUGCAACCACACGUACUGCUUGUCCUGCAUCCGCCAGUGGCGCUGUGCCAAGCAGUUUGAGAACCCGAUCAUUAAGUCUUGUCCAGAAUGCCGUGUGAUAUCUGAGUUUGUCAUUCCAAGUGUGUAUUGGGUAGAAGACCAGAAUAAAAAGAAUGAGUUGAUUGAAGCUUUCAAACAAGGCAUGGGAAAAAAAGCUUGUAAAUACUUUGAACAAGGCAAGGGGACCUGCCCGUUCGGAAGCAAAUGCCUAUACCGCCACGCUUACCCCGACGGGAGGCUAGCGGAGCCCGAGAAGCCUCGAAAGCAGCUGGGUUCUGAAGGCACCGUGAGGUUCUUCAACUCCGUGCGGCUCUGGGACUUCAUCGAGAACCGGGAAAGCCAGCAUGUGCGCAGCACUGAAGACGUGGACAUGACGGAGCUCGGGGACCUCUUCAUGCACCUGUCUGGAGUGGAGUCCUCAGAACCCUGAGGGAGCCUGCGUCCCAGCCGAGCCGUUCCAAGCCAGGGCGUGCGUCCCUGCCACAGCCCAGGUGGCGCCGUGCUUGUUAACCCGGUCUAGUCACCUCUCCGUGGGAAGUGCAGGGUAUAAAUCCACCUGGCCGUGUGCAGGUCUCUCCCUUCUUAGUUGGUAUCUAAGUUGCACCUCAAGCUCCUCGGGCAUCAGCCAGACUUUGCUUUUAAAACCAGCCUGGCUCCCGUCCUCCCUAGACACCAUCCACUGUCAGCUGCCCCAGGGCUGCAGCAGCUCAUUUUUUUUAGUUUAGGCCUCUUAAGCGCAGUAGCGGGACCCUUUAUAGCAAGUACUAGUCGGCGCGCACAUGAAGCAGGGUGGAGCGUGCAGUGUCCAGGACCACGUGUCCAUCAGGGACAGGCCGUGGCUCUCGGAGUAGGGAGCUUGAGUGACAGCGCAGGCCACUUUCUGGCCGAGGGCACCCAGCCUGCCCAGACUCACCUAACAAGGGCUUCCUGCUCGCCCUCUGUUCUCUUCUGCAAAGCCUGGCUUUGGUGUGAAACUUUGCAUAAAUCUAGGGGCACUGAGAGUUUCCGGCUCUAACCCAACGGCGGCCCUAAAGAGACCUGUGGCCACCUCUGUUGCCACUGUGACUUCAGCUGGAAAGAACAGGGCUGCGUGGUCAGCACGUGUGCUCCUGGCCUGAAUGUUCUAUUUUUGUAAGCAGCUGUAGAUACCAAAUACUUUAUAAAAUGCAUUACUUCAAAGUGGGUGGAAAAGUCUCCCCUGACCCGAGGUUAACGCGCUCUGUAGUUUUAUAGUCAGUCACAUCUACUCCCAGCUGUGGCAUUUGCUCCAGCAGGGAUAAGCCAACGGAGGAUUCAGGCUGUGAGGUCAGCUUUGGAGAAACAGCCACUAAACCUACAUUU
Condylura cristata (star-nosed mole) is the source of this 2532-nucleotide messenger RNA. RefSeq names its product makorin ring finger protein 2 (gene MKRN2). Gene Ontology annotation, molecular function: ubiquitin protein ligase activity; metal ion binding. The coding region runs from base 371 to 1621 and encodes 416 amino acids. Lineage: Eukaryota; Metazoa; Chordata; Mammalia; Eulipotyphla; Talpidae. The transcript is spliced from 8 exons. Gene Ontology annotation, biological process: protein polyubiquitination. The record is from RefSeq and is a predicted model, not a curated record.